Molecule: messenger RNA, 4820 nt
Organism: Xiphophorus hellerii (green swordtail)
Lineage: Eukaryota; Metazoa; Chordata; Actinopteri; Cyprinodontiformes; Poeciliidae
Gene: tmem222b
Product: transmembrane protein 222b
Exons: 6
Coding region: 51-602 (183 amino acids)
Source: RefSeq, a predicted model, not a curated record
CUUGACACAGUUGCUAUGAGACAAAUGAAGUUCGUACUCCUCAGCUGGCUAUGGCGGAUGUUGUUGAAAAUGACAGCAUGAAGAAUUAUCAUCUAGCGUCAGAAAAAGUGGCCCCGGAGAUCAGCCGCUUUCCCCACUGCAUCGUGUGGACGCCCAUCCCCGUGCUGUCAUGGCUGUUUCCUUUCAUUGGUCACAUGGGAAUCUGCACUUCCACCGGAGUCAUCCGGGACUUUGCUGGACCGUACUUCGUCUCAGAAGACAACAUGGCUUUUGGGAGACCCACAAAGUACUGGAUGCUUGACGUGAGUAAAGUCUACGCCAGCGGUUCCAACGCCUGGGACACGGCCGUGCACGACGCCUCAGAGGAGUACAAGCACAGGAUGCACAACCUGUGCUGUGACAACUGUCACUCCCAUGUGGCCAUGGCUCUGAAUCUGAUGCGAUACGAGAACAGCACCUCAUGGAACAUGGUGAACCUCUGCCUUCUCUCAUUCAUCCGCGGAAAAUAUGUCGGCUGCGCGGGCGUCCUGAAGACCUGGCUGCCGUUCUUGUUGCUCGUGGGCAUCGUCCUCACAGUUGCUCUCGCCGUCAACAUCCGAUGACCCGGGGUGGGGUCAGGUGGGGCCAGGCGAGGCGGCGGGUGCGACAUCCACACGAUCCGCCCCGCCCUCCACACUGUGGCGCCACGAUCAAACACAAACCACCUUUUGAAGAACGCCAUCGCCGCGUCGAGCAACAGUAACCGAGGACCUGAAGCCUGCCUACCUCCGGGAGAGGACACAGGAAACGUGUUUAUUUUUUAUUUUUUUUCUGACUGCAGUGCCGAAGCUAUUGUACCUCAACGAUUCAUAUCCAUUCACACAUAUGCAUUUUUAUGAAUUCCAGCUAUUGUACAUUUGACAAUAACAGCUUCACACUAAUUGUAAAGAAGUUCUAUAGAGUUCAUGCCUUGCUUUCAGACUGAUGGGGGGUGUUUACCUGAUAUCUUCAGUGCUUCCAGAAAGCCAUUUUUAUACUGGAGCACAAAUGUCAUUAGCUGCCUUAUCGCGACUUUCUAGCAUUUCAUACUUGAUCUAAUGUAGCUCUUCCACAGCAACGUGAGCGUAUUUUCCUAUCUGUACACGACACACCGAGCAGUCGGCAUCUUCUGAGAGAGAUAUUUUCUUAAAGAUUCCUUGAACACGUCUAACCUCACAGUACUGUUUUCAACACCUCAUCGGUGUGACGAUUGUAGCGACCUUGGUGAAUGUGGCUGUGAUAGAUAUCUCUAGGGUGACCAUCCACAAUCCCACUUGGAUGUUUUCUUUCUGCUCAUUACUGAUUUUUCACACAGAAAUCAGAGUCAGUGCCUGAUUCAUGACCUGUAUCGCAGAUCUCUUCCACGGUGGCAUUUUCAGCGUUCUUUCUUUUUUUCUUUUCUUUUACUAUUAAAUGUUCUGUCCUCAUGACGGUUGACACUACAAAUGCGUUGCCAUGGCUGUCGGAGUAGAGGGGGCAGACUCAGAUCCUGUCAUUGUUUGCAAACAGAGACAAAGGAGCGUGGAGCUCGCUCUCUCUCUCUCUCUCUCUCUCUUUUCCAGCAGCAGGUAGCCAGGAUUCUCAGGUUUUUCACGCUCGCCAACCAUCGCUCAGUGUUUCAGCGAGCUCUGCCGCUUCCUGCUGCUUUCCCGGCUCAGCGGUUCAGAGCUGAAAGUCGCUGGGAAAUAUCCACACCGCCUUUUUAAAGUUUAAAUUCAACCCAACCAACAUCCUGUAAAGGUCGUCGACAGAUGUUGAGAGAGUACCUGUUUCUAAACAUUAUCUGGCUCAUAGAGCCUUGAUUCAUAUGACGGAGUAUUAGGGCCAGAAUACGUGAUUUUGUUUUUUUUCAUAACAAUUUGACAAUGAAGUCAUAUUAGUAGAAUAAAGAUGCAAUAUUAUCAGAAGGAAGUCUUAAAAUGACAAGAAAAAUGUUGUUUUUGGUUUCUUUGAAAUAGACUCAGUUUACACAAUUGUUUCAAAGUCCUGCUCCUGAUGAUAUUUUAAUGCUGAUGUGUUCAGACAUUAAAUAUGUCUUCUUUGUAUAUCUGAAUGCAAAGUAUAACUUCACAAGACGCCCAACGUUGCUCAUUUUAAUUUUUUUAAUUUUUCCUGUAGGAGUUACCAUAACAUUACUACUUCAUUCUACUAAUAUAGCUUUAUUCAAAUAUUAUGACUUUAUUCUCGUAUUGUUUUGACUUUGUCAUACGAGAUUUGUCUAAUACUAAAAUUUUUUUUCUUUGUCUUAUUACAACUUCAUGCUCACAUUCUGCCUUUUUGUCGUUUUUUUUAUUCCCAUAUCACUCUGGUUUGAUUGUCAUGAGUUUUUUUUCUCGGAUCGUUACGACUUUUGUCUCAUAUUACAACUUUCUUCUCAGAAAAUUUAGACUUUAUUCUCACUUUAUUCUGGUAAUAUUGCAAAUCAAUUUUUGUGCUAUUCUGACUCUUUUUCAUAUUGCAACCAUAUUCUCAUAAUAUUCUAAAUUUGUGUUAUUGCAACAUUAUUCCUACAUUACUCCGACUUGCUGCCUUACGUCUUUGUUUUUGCAAUAUUGUGACUUUGUUCUCAUAAUAUUAUGUGACUUUUUCUCAUAAUUAGCUAUUUUUUUCUGUGCCUGGCCCUAACACUCUGUCCUACAUUCAUGUGUACAAUUUGCCUCUCUUCCCUGUAAAUAUUUGACUCUCCAUUUUAGUGGGCAUUUUGUAAAAACAUGACCUUGGCUUUUUAAAUCUUAGUCAUUUACACUAAAAUUGUACUUUGUAUUCCAUGUUUCCGUUUAACGUCUGCUGAGGGUUGCAGCAGAGCCGUGCCUAAAACAGACUGUGUGCUACUUUUUACAUAUUCUAUCAGGAAGACCAUGCACAUGUAUGGCUGCAUGUGUGUGUCGCAUGCAUGCAGGAAAAAGGUUUCAAACUGAAAGUCGUCUUUCGUAAUCGUCUCCGUCUCUUUGACCUUGUGAAAAGUAUUCACACCUCUUGAACCUUUCCACAAUCCAAGCAGGAUCUUCAGGAUCUAUUGUAUGCAAUAGACAACACUGGAGAGGAGGAACACGGUGGUGGCAGCGUAGUGCUGCGGCGAGUCUUAUCAUUUGGUCUAUUCAAGGAGUCUGCAACCUUUAUAAACCAAACAACCGUUUUUGCCCCCAGUCCAACUAAAUGAAACUCGUUUAUAGCCACAAAUGUUACGUAAUUAAUUAUUUAAACAAAAAAAAGUUUACCACACAAUGAUGAGGGAAAAUAAUUAAAUAUUACUGAUACUUCACUUAUUCUGUCUGCAAAAAAAGUCCCUAAAGUGCUCUAUUUGCAUUUGUGAUAUGUAUAUUUUUAAAAAGUGUUGUUUUUCACCCCCACACUUUUUUUAGCCAAAUUGUUGAGAGAAAUUAUGGAAGGUUAAAAAAACCCCCACAGGUUUCAGCCCCCCUGCUCUAUCGAAUAACAUCCUAUUAAACGCAGCCUUUUAUGAUUUUAAUGUGAAAAAAAUGUGGAAAACGUUCAAGGUGUGCCAAUACUUUUACAGAGCUUUUAAUUUAGUGCUGUAUAUUUCUCAUAGUUUCUUGCGGGUAUGGAAUAGCUAAUUAUCUUUAAUCAGAGUUGAUGACAAAUUUGAGUUAAUCAUCCCUGCUUAAGUCGAGACAGCAGUAAUGUUUCAUCAUCUGCAGCUGCAGACCGUCUCCAUUAGUGCUGCUUAGAUCAAAGCAGCAAAACAGAGGAAAAGACACGCUGUUGUAGAGUCUAUGUAGUCAAUUUCAGGAUUUUUUUAAAAAAUGCGUUUGCCACACUUGCAUUUAUUAUGUUGCUUUAAGGCUGGCCAAUAAGUUGAUUUUUAUCGAUUUGAUUGAAUUUUCUGGUUUUGAAGAUGUAAUUUAUGGAAAAUCUUUCUUCACUUCGGGUUUCCAUCGUUCAGAGUGAUGUUUUUUGACAUGUUUUGCAACUUCUGUUUAUUUCAACUUUGAAUUAAAUAUUAAGGUUUUUUCUGCUUUUGUUUUAUUUGUAGAUAUUUUCAAGAUAUCUUCUGUCAUUUCUUUCUUUUUAUAUGUAUGUGGCAAAAAAACAAAGGGGGAAAAAAUUUUAAUCGGAAAUCGAGUUUUGGAAUAAAAAGAUAAAAUCAUGUUUUAUUUUUAAAUCAUAUCGCCCAGCACUACGUUGAUUACAAGAUCAUUUGGAAACCAGUUAAAAAUCUUUCCAAAUAUUUUCUGGACACUCUUAAGUUCUGAGACAUCUUGCUCUCAGGGUCAGGUAGUUUUGGAAAACAUUAUUGAAAGAAAUGUCACUUUUUAAAAAUAUCUAACACUUUCAUUUACUCUUAAGUCAAAAUAUGGUUUCUUGUUUCUAUUAGCUGGAUUAGAAAAGAUGCUCAUUCGUUGCUAUUAGAGAAAAUAAAUAUCCAGCUCUUUUGAGAUCGCCUUAUAACUGCCUGUCAUAUAGGAGCUUACUUGUGCAUAAAACAGAGGAGAGGUGGCUCCUUUGUAGGAAGUCCUGCACAGGAAUGCAGUACUGUGUGGAGAUCAAUGAAGCGGUCUUAGGUGUUGCCUGCUGUGGUGCCUUUCCGUAUCCAGGAGCCAGGUCCAGGAAUGUGGGGACCUGCUGUCCCGCCGUUCCAGUCUGCGGACAAAAGACAGUCAGGACGGCAUUACUAGUGCCGCCAUUCACUGGUUACAUACUUAACACGGGUCCGUUGACUCAAACUCUUGUGUCGUUCCGAUCCUCCAGAUAUCUUUCUUGAUGCUGGGAAUUCUCCUAAAUUCAGAAAGUGACUGUGUGAACAGCUAUAACCCCAAUAAAGAUGUCUAUUAUUCUUGCAA